GACAAUUACGUCGUCGGCGCUUUGAUCGGCCGCGGCGCCUUCUCAUGCCUUUUUGUGGCCGAGGACCGCCGCCGCGACGAGACCGUGGUCCUCAAGGUCACGGACACGACGGAGAAGACCCACGAGAUCAUCUGCGAGCGCGAGGCCAUCAUUCUGAAGAACCUCGCGCACCCGAACGUCGUCGAGCUCUACGCGCGCCACGCCAAGGUCGCGGGCCGCUACGACGUCGCGGCGCUCGAGUACCUCCGCGGCCCGACGCUCGACGCCGUCGGCGAGGCCAUCGGCGCGCUGCGCGAGGGCUUCGUGCGCUCCGUCGCCAUGGACCUGUGCGGCGCGCUGCGGUAUCUCCACGCGCACGGCGUCUUGCACCGCGACCUCAAGCCCGACAACGUCGUGCUC
Molecule: messenger RNA, 399 nt
Organism: Aureococcus anophagefferens
Lineage: Eukaryota; Pelagophyceae; Pelagomonadales; Pelagomonadaceae
Exons: 1
Biological process (GO): protein phosphorylation
Cellular component (GO): cytoplasm
Molecular function (GO): protein serine/threonine kinase activity; ATP binding
Source: RefSeq, a predicted model, not a curated record